Molecule: messenger RNA, 928 nt
Organism: Thalassophryne amazonica
Lineage: Eukaryota; Metazoa; Chordata; Actinopteri; Batrachoidiformes; Batrachoididae
Product: ferritin, middle subunit
Exons: 4
Coding region: 215-745 (176 amino acids)
Biological process (GO): intracellular iron ion homeostasis; iron ion transport
Cellular component (GO): cytoplasm
Molecular function (GO): ferrous iron binding; ferric iron binding
Source: RefSeq, a predicted model, not a curated record
UUUUCAUUGCAGAGAAGAAAAGGAUCAGGAGUUCUUGCUUCAACAGUGUUUGAACGGAACUUCUACCUUCGUCCUAUUCUACAACUACUUUGUGUUUUGGUCACUGCGGUUUUUUUUUUGUAGUUUCUACUUGAACACUACUGGUGGAGAAAAGCCCACAGAGAGCUUUAUUUUUGUACUUUUGGUUAAAAAAAACAAACGCCAGCAAAAAAAAAUGGAGUCUCAGGUCCGUCAGAACUACCACCGUGAGUGUGAGGCCGCCGUCAACAAGAUGGUCAACUUGGAGCUGUUCGCCUCGUACACCUACACUUCCAUGGCUUUCUAUUUCAAUCGAGAUGAUGUUGCACUGCCAGGCUUCUACAAGUUCUUCAAGGAGACCAGUGAGGAGGAGCGUGAGCAUGCAGACAAGUUCUUGUCCUUCCAGAACAAGCGAGGAGGCAGAAUCUUCCUGCAGGAUGUUAAGAAACCAGAGCGUGAUGAGUGGGGCAGCGGGCUGGAGGCCAUGCAGUGUGCUCUGCAGCUUGAGAAGAAUGUCAAUGAAGCUCUGCUGAACCUUCACAAGCUGGCCUCUGAACAUGCAGAUCCUCAUCUGUGUGAUUUCCUGGAAACUCAUUACCUGAAUGAGCAGGUGGAGACCAUCAAGAAGCUGGGUGACUACAUCACUAAUCUCACCCGCAUGGACGCCAAAAACAACAAGAUGGCAGAGUAUCUGUUUGACAAGCACACUCUGGGUGACAAGAGCUAAAUGCAGAAAGCCCAGAAGCUGAGCAUCUGUCUGGGUUGUCGGUCUUGAUUCUAAAUGUAUCCUAAUCACUAUUAAACUCCACCUGUGAAGUGGAACAAUGACGACUCCUGUUAAGAAUGAUGGCUAUGCUUCUUAUGACCAAAUGUUUCUGACAAAUUCUAAAUAAACAUUUUUGAGCUGAAA